GCGGACACGCCGCGGUGGGAGGGCUCUCUCUGACAGGAGGAAGAAGGCUUGUGAGUGGCUUGCGGGAUCUGAGCUUCAAAAGCCGGCUGGUACCUUCUGUAUCUUGUCCUUCGUGACUCCGGGGAUCUAUGGCUAAGAAAGGGAUUARCAUCUGGAAUGCGUGCUGCCUGCUGCUUUAUAUCACCACGGCAGYRCUUGCCAGUCGAGAUUUCUAUAAUAUCCUGGGGGUGAGUAAGACAGCAACCAUCAGGGAUAUAAAGAAGGCCUACAGAAAGUUGGCUCUACAGUUACACCCCGACAGGAACCCCGACGACCCCAAAGCACAGGACAAAUUCGCAGAUCUGGGAGCAGCUUACGAGGUUCUGUCUGAUGAGGAGAAAAGGAAACAGUAUGAUAUGUACGGAGAAGAUGGACUCAAAGAAGGUCAUCACAGUUCUCAUAAUGAUAUCUUCUCCAGCUUCUUUGGCGAUUUCGGCUUCAUGUUUGGAGGAAAUCGGCAGCAGCAAGACAGGAACAUCCCCAGAGGAAAUGACAUAGUUCUCGACCUUGAGGUCACGCUGGAAGAGGUGUAUUCUGGGAACUUUGUGGAGGUUGUGCGGAACAAGCCUGUAGCUAAAGAAGCUCCUGGCAAAAGGAAGUGCAACUGCAGACAGGAAAUGAGGACGACGCAGCUCGGACCGGGCCGCUUCCAGAUGACUCAGGAGACGGUGUGCGACGAAUGUCCGAACGUCAAGCUGGUGAACGAGGAGAGAACCCUGGAGGUGGAGAUUGAACAGGGGGUGAGAGACGAGAUGGAAUAUCCCUUCAUUGGAGAAGGUGAACCUCACAUUGACGGCGAGCCUGGAGAUCUGCGAUUCCGCAUCAAAGUGCUGAAACAUCCGGUGUUUGAACGCAGAGGAGACGACCUUUACACCAACGUCACUAUCUCUCUGGUUGAGGCUAUGGUCGGUUUCGAGAUGGACAUCAUACAUUUGGACGGGCACAAGGUCCACAUAGUGAGAGACAAGAUCACUAAACCCGGAGCUCGAAUGUGGAAGAAAGGAGAGGGUCUGCCGAACUUUGACAACAUAAAUAUCCGAGGUUCCCUCAUCAUCACCUUCGACGUGGAGUUUCCUCAGACACAACUUGAUGAUCAGCAGAAAGACGGUAUCCGGAGUAUCUUGAAGCAAGGAUCUGUACAGAAGGUUUAUAACGGACUACAGGGAUACUGAACCACUGGGAGAGACAGCCUGGACUGAUUCUUUACUACAACCAUAAGAAUACACUUGUUCAAGUCAACAGGAGUGUGCUCCAGGGUUCUGGUCAUGAUGUAUUUAUUAUUUCCAGAAUGUUCUCAGGACGGUUGAAUCUUGUUAGUUUUUUUUUAUUUUUAAAUCAUCUUGUGAGGAGCAGCAACAGUGUUUUUAUUUAAAUAUUCAAUCAGAUGCAAUGUCUGUGAACUUUCUUUUUUUUUUUUUGCCCGUACAAAGUCCACUGUAACAACAAUUUUUAAAGUUCUGAAACAUAAAACCUGGAGAAGACCUUUUUUUUUUAUAGUAUCAUGACUCCUCCUGCAGGGGGAGGUGCUGAGCUGAGGUCAGACACCUGAAAUGGCUCUACUUGGACCUUAUCUAGUUGAUCCAAACUCAACAGUGCCACUCGUCGAGUGAAUUUGCUCUGCUCUUAAUCUCAGUUCACUGGAGAGGAACAAAACCUGUUUGUUUUUCAUUAGUUUUCCUAAUUUAUGUUUGCUUUUUCCUCCUGAUGGGAGAAGUGUCUCCCUCUGAAGUUCACUGUGGCAAGAGUUGAUCUCUUCAAAUAUACAGUGAGCACAGUUUACUUCCUUUGCCUCUUCAGACCUGAUGGUUCACUGCUCUUUCUUUGCCAUCUCAGACAUUUUCAGAUUUUCUCCCGUUUUUCUCCCUCACUGAUGACUCAAAGGGACUCUGGCCUAAAAUUGUUAUUUUCAAAGGGAUCUUCUCUUUUUAAUGUGACUGCAACGCUGCCUCCCAAAUUUCGAGGGUAAUAAGGUUUUAAUAUAAACUAUUUGGCUGUUUUUACAUGUGCAAGGAGAUGAUGUUCUUUACUGAAAAUAUAAAUAAAGAUUUAUAGAAAUUUUAUUAAAUGUCAUACCACAAAUAUACCACUAGGUGGUACCAGUGUCAUUAAAAUGGCACAGUAACGUCACUCUGUACAAACUAUCUGCAGUAUAGCCUUCAGGUCUUGUUGGACUUUGAAAGCUGCUGUUUCUAAAGCAGAACUGGAGGUUUUUGCUCUGCUACAGUGUCUACAUCUGUUCCUACUGACAAUAAAAUGGCACAGCGCAUCAGGAGGGCUGAUCGGAUCUGAAUGUCAUUUGGUUUACACGCAGAGCUGAGAUGGGUCGAUUUGCAGGGAGC
Molecule: messenger RNA, 2378 nt
Organism: Poecilia reticulata (guppy)
Lineage: Eukaryota; Metazoa; Chordata; Actinopteri; Cyprinodontiformes; Poeciliidae
Gene: dnajb11
Product: DnaJ heat shock protein family (Hsp40) member B11
Biological process (GO): protein maturation; protein folding
Cellular component (GO): endoplasmic reticulum
Molecular function (GO): misfolded protein binding
Source: RefSeq, a predicted model, not a curated record